Molecule: messenger RNA, 5501 nt
Organism: Salvelinus sp. IW2-2015
Lineage: Eukaryota; Metazoa; Chordata; Actinopteri; Salmoniformes; Salmonidae
Gene: cps1
Product: carbamoyl-phosphate synthase 1, mitochondrial
Biological process (GO): 'de novo' pyrimidine nucleobase biosynthetic process; L-glutamine metabolic process
Cellular component (GO): cytoplasm
Molecular function (GO): metal ion binding; carbamoyl-phosphate synthase (glutamine-hydrolyzing) activity; ATP binding
Source: RefSeq, a predicted model, not a curated record
AUUCGGAGUUAUCUGUCUGGAAUCCUUUGGAUGAGACACGCGGGCUGCUUGAGCCCAAAUUCAUUCAUUUCAGUGGACCGCUCUUUCUCAAUAGAAAAACUUGGACAACAACACAUUCUGCACGGAUUCAUUUUUCCCUUGUAGGACAACACCUAACAGAGUCAGAAUAAGUGAAUUAAAGACCGAAUAUGACAAAAAUAUUGACAGCUUGCAACGUCGUCAAAUCACUGAGGCAAGGAUGGCUCGCAGCAAGAAGAAGCAGCAACCCUGCUUGUUUGAGGAGGUCUGCUAGGCUCUUCAGUGUUAAGGCCCAGAUAGCCCACCUGGUCCUGGAGGAUGGUACCCGGAUGAAGGGCUUCUCCUUUGGGGAUGAACGCUCUGCUGCUGGGGAGCUGGUCUUCAACACUGGCCUGGUGGGGUACCCAGAGGCUUUGACUGACCCCAGCUACAGAGGUCAGAUCCUGACCCUGACCUACCCCAUAGUGGGGAACUACGGCGUUCCAAACACUCAGGAGCUGGAUGAGCUGGGCCUGAGGAGGAACAUCGAGUCAGACCGUAUACAGGUAUCUGGACUCUUGGUGCAGGAUUACAGUCAUGAGUACAGCCACUGGAACUCUGUCAAGUCCCUGGGACAGUGGCUACAGGAGGAGAAGGUCCCUGCAUUGUUUGGAGUGGAUACUAGGAUGCUGACCAAGAUCAUCAGAGACAAGGGUACAGUGUUGGGGAAGAUAGAGUUUGAGGGCCAUCCAGUAGAGAUAUCAGACCCUAACCAGCAGAACAUUGUAGCAGAAGUCUCAACAAAGGAGACCAGAGUGUUUGGGAAAGGUAACCCCAUCAAAGUGGUUGCUGUUGACUGUGGCAUCAAACACAACAUCAUCAGGCUGCUUGUUAAGCGUGGUGCWGAGGUCCAUCUGGUGCCCUGGAACCAGGACCUGAUGAGUCUGGAGUACGAUGGCCUGUUCAUCUCCAACGGCCCUGGGGAUCCCUCUCUGGCAGGAGACCUCAUACAGAACGUCCGCAAGGUCCUGGAGAGUGACCGGCCACAGCCUGUCUUUGGUAUCUGUAUGGGCAACCAGAUCACAGCACUGGCUGCAGGGGCCCAGUCCUACAAACUGCCCAUGGGUAACAGAGGUCAGAACCAGCCUGUACUCAACGUGAUGACGGGCCAGGCCUUCAUCACAGCCCAGAACCACGGUUACGGCAUUGACAGCACCUCUCUACCACCUGGAUGGAGCCCGCUGUUUGUUAACGCCAACGACGGAACCAACGAAGGCAUCAUGCACGACACCAAGCCAGUCUUCACGGCUCAGUUCCACCCAGAAGCUAAAGGAGGACCUACAGACACUGAGUUCCUAUUUGAUGCGUUCAUAUCCCUGAUAAAGAAUGGGAAGGAGGCCAACAUUGUGUCAGUCAUGCCCAAGAAGCCUGCUAUCCCACCUAGGACUCAGGUUUCCAAGGUGCUGGUGCUGGGGUCUGGAGGUCUGUCCAUUGGUCAGGCUGGGGAGUUUGACUACUCUGGAUCACAGGCCGUCAAAGCCAUGAAGGAGGAGAACGUGAGGACGGUGCUGAUGAAUCCGAACAUAGCAUCGGUGCAGACCAACGAGGUGGGGACUAAACAGGCUGACUCUGUCUACUUCCUGCCUGUCACGCCUCAGUUCGUCACAGAGGUCAUUAAGACCGAACGACCUGACGGCAUCCUGCUGUCUAUGGGAGGACAGACCGCUCUAAACUGUGGAGUGGAGCUGUUCCAGAGUGGGGUACUGCAGAAGUAUGGGGUGAAGGUGUUGGGGACCCCUGUAGAGUCCAUUAUGGCUACUGAGGACAGACAGCUGUUUGCUGACAAGCUCAACGAGAUCAAUGAGAAGAUCGCUCCCAGCUUCGCUGUGGAGACGGUGGCAGAUGCCCUGAAGGCAGCGGAUCAGAUAGGCUACCCUGUCAUGCUACGUUCUGCCUAUUCCCUGGGCGGACUGGGCUCAGGACUCUGUGCCAACAAGGACAAGCUGGAGGAGACCGCUCGGAAGGCCCUGGCGAUGAGCUGUCAGAUCCUUGUGGAGAAGUCUCUGAUGGGUUGGAAAGAGGUGGAGUAUGAAGUAGUCAGGGACAUCGCUAAUAACUGUGUCACUGUCUGCAACAUGGAGAACUUUGACCCCCUCGGCAUUCACACAGGUGACUCUAUUGUGGUGGCCCCCAGCCAGACUCUGUCCAAUGAGGAGUACCACAUGCUGCGUGAGACGGCCAUUAAGGUAGUGCGUCACUUGGGCAUCGUGGGGGAGUGUAACAUCCAGUACGCCCUUCACCCUGGCUCUCUAGAGUACUGCAUCAUAGAGGUCAACGCUCGACUCUCACGCAGCUCUGCCCUCGCAUCCAAGGCCACCGGGUACCCCCUGGCGUUUGUUGCAGCCAAGCUGGCUUUGGGCAUCCCUCUGCCGGAGAUCAAGAACACGGUGUCAGAGAAAACCACAGCCUGUUUCGAACCAAGCCUGGAUUACAUUGUCACUAAGAUCCCUCGCUGGGACCUCGACCGAUUCCAGGGCAUGUCCCGAGAGAUAGGCAGCUCCAUGAAGAGUGUUGGAGAGGUGAUGGCUGUUGGGCGUACGUUUGAGGAGAGCAUGCAGAAGGCUCUGAGGAUGUGCCACCCCUCUGUGGACGGGUUCAUGCCCCGCCUGCCCCUCAACAAGCCUUGGUCUGCUCAGCAGGACCUAGACCAAGAGCUGGCUGUACCCUCCAGCACACGGGUUUUCUCCCUGGCCAAGGCCCUUCACAGUGGUGUGACUGUAGACCACAUCCACCAUCUCACUGCCAUAGACAAGUGGUUCCUACACAAGCUACGACGCAUCACAGAGCUGGAGCAGCACCUGAGCCAGUUCAACAGUGCAACAUUACCCCAGACCCUGCUGCUGAAGGCUAAACAGGACGGCUUCUCAGACCGCCAGGUGGGCCAGGCCCUGGGCUCCAGUGAGGGGGAKGCCAGAGUGUUGAGGCUGGGUCAGAACAUUAAACCCUGGGUGAAACAGAUUGACACCCUUGCUGCAGARUACCCUGCUGUGACCAACUACCUGUACUGUACCUACCAUGGACAGGAGCAUGACUUGGAGUUCAAGGACCACGGUGUCAUGGUGCUGGGAUGUGGUCCCUAUCACAUUGGGAGCAGUGUGGAAUUUGACUGGUGUGCAGUGUCCAGUAUCCGAGCCCUGCGUCAGAUGGGCAGGCGGACAGUGGUGGUAAACCACAACCCUGAGACUGUCAGCACGGACUUUGACGAAUGUGACCGCCUGUACUUUGAAGAGUUGACUCUGGAACGCAUUCUGGACAUCACACAGCAAGAGGGCUGUACAGGCAGCAUCGUGUCUGURGGGGGUCAGAUCCCCAAUAACCUGGCCAUGCCUCUGCACCUGAACGGGGUCAAGAUCCUAGGAACCAACCCCCAGCAGAUCGACCGAGCCGAGGAGAGGUCAGUGUUCUCCACCAUCCUGGAUGAACUGGGGGUGGCCCAGGCCCCGUGGAAGGCCCUCAGCUCACUGGAAGAUGCCUUUGCCUUUGCCAAUAAAGUGGGCUACCCCUGUCUCCUGCGCCCCUCUUACGUACUCAGUGGCUCAGCAAUGAACGUGGCAUACGGUGAAGAAGAGAUGAGGGGCUUCUUGGACGAGGCUACUCAGGUGUCUCAGGAGCAUCCAGUGGUCAUCACCAAGUUCAUCCGUGGAGCCAGAGAAGUGGAGGUGGAUGCAGUGGCCAAGAUGGGAAAAGUGCUGUGCCAUGCUAUAACAGAGCAUGUGGAGGAUGCUGGGGUCCACUCUGGAGAUGCCACCCUCAUGCUACCUACCCAGAGCAUCAGCCAGGGGGCCCUAGAGAAGGUGAAGAGUGCCACACGGAAAAUUGCUAAGGCGUUUGAGAUCUCUGGUCCGUUCAAUACUCAGUUCCUAGUGAAAGGCAACGAUGUCAUGGUGAUAGAGUGUAACCUGCGAGCAUCCCGCUCCUUCCCCUUCGUGUCUAAGACCAUCGGUGUGGACUUCAUUAGUGUGGCUACACGGGUCAUGGUGGGUGAACCCCAGGAUGAGGCUGCUCUGCCCUCUCUGGAGAACCCCAUCAUCCCUGUUGACUAUGUGGGAAUCAAGGCUCCUAUGUUCUCCUGGCCUCGCCUUCGUGAUGCCCACCCAAUCCUGCGCUGUGAAAUGGCUUCCACAGGAGAGGUGGCUUGUUUUGGACCAAACAUCUACUCUGCCUUCCUCAAGGCUAUGCUAUCCACUGGCUUCAAGCUGCCUACAAAAGGCAUCCUCAUCGGGAUCCAGCAUUCGUUCCGGCCCAACUUCUUAGCCACAGCACACCAGCUGAAUGAAGAAGGCUUUAAGCUCUUUGCUACAGAGGCCACCUCGGCCUGGCUCUCUGCCAAUGACGUGCCCGCCACCCCUGUGGCAUGGCCCAGCCAGGAGGGAGGAGACGACAGCUUGCCCAGUAUUAUCAGGCUGAUCAACGAGGGCCACAUUGACCUGGUGAUAAACCUUCCCAACAACAACAGCAAGUUCCUCAGGGACAAUUUCCUGAUCCGCAGGAUGGCUGUGGACCACGGGGUGCCUCUCAUCACCAACCACCAGGUGGUCAAGCUGUUUGCUGAGGCCAUAAAGUAUGCCAGCGAGUUGGACACCACCAGCCUGUUCCACUACCGCCAACGGGACGCUGACCGCCAACGGGACGCUGACCUCGAAAAGGAAGCUGACCGCCUUAGGGACGCUGCCACCGGACUGCAGGGCUAGAGCUGCACCCUUCCUUCCCCCGCCUCUUCUCAUCUCUCCCGCUAUCCCCGACCCUAUCUCUGACCCUCCCUCAUCCUCCCCCACAGGGCCCAGACACAGCACAGUACAGCACACUCCAUCAGGGUGACCAUGAUGACCCUUGACCUUUCACGUGACAUGCUUCUUUACAGAGUAGAGGUGUAUUGGUCCCCUUUCCCCUGAAGUGUGCACUCACGCACUCCUCCCCAUUGAUUUUAAAGUGUUGGAUUGGUGUAAGAAUGUUGGGCCAGAGGGAGUUUACACCAUAUUUCUUACAUCAGUCGACUCCUCUGAAAUCCAUGAAGGGAAGCAAACACUUUAGGAGGAAGGACAGAGAUUUGGACACGGGGCUCGUCUUCCAUGACAACUGUUGCUGCAUGUCUCUUUUCCUCUGUGAUGUCUGGCGGAUACUGUACCAAACAUAGUUACUGUAGCAUAGAUAGUUACUGUAGCAAAGAUAGUUACUGUAGCAAAGAUAGUUAUUAUACCAGAAGUUAAAUUGUUAUUGACACCUGUAAAUGUAGCCCAUAAUUUUAUGCCAAAUCUUGAUACAUGUGUUUUAAAGACAUUUCACAUCUAGGGAUAGAGGACAUAGUAUGUUGGUUUGUGAUCUCAUUAAACCACAUCCAAGGGCAGUAUCUUUCCUGUUUACACUCCACAAACACAUUUUUCUUUCUCUUAGUAUGGCUGUAUUUUCCUCAUACUGAAAACACAUAAAAACCCUUUGAUAUUUUG